Strongylocentrotus purpuratus (purple sea urchin) is the source of this 5474-nucleotide messenger RNA. RefSeq names its product fibropellin-1. Gene Ontology annotation, cellular component: membrane. Gene Ontology annotation, molecular function: calcium ion binding; Notch binding. The record is from RefSeq and is a predicted model, not a curated record. Gene Ontology annotation, biological process: cell communication; Notch signaling pathway. NCBI's taxonomy places the organism in Eukaryota, Metazoa, Echinodermata, Echinoidea, Camarodonta, Strongylocentrotidae.
UCUGCUCGAUCUGUCUCAUGCGGCACCCGCGGAUCUAACGAUAUCUUGGCAACUGUCGAACGUGAACGAAUAACAAGGAAAGAGAACGAAGGAGCAGAAAAAAUAUUAUCAGCUUUUGAUUUUCCAGCGUUUUGUUAGGAUAUCAUGUGGGAUAAUAGUCAUUAAUACGAGUCAGUUACUUAAUCGAUGUUAAAGUAACAAGGAGCCUGAAUUUGAUUUCAUCGGAGUGGCGUCGGGCUAAACGUUGCGGUUACACUAGAAGUUGGUGCCUUAAAUAAACGAAACCUUGUUCAGCGGCAAAAUGGCAAAGAUAUGGAUGUUAUCUCUACUGCUCGUUUUUGAGAGCGUCUUAUAUGUUUCAUCUGAAGUGACGGUAUCAUUCAGACUGAAGGCAUACCUCAAUGAGAACAGCAGACUAAUGGAUGGACAGUGCUGUGAUAAUGUAGACCGGCCAUGCAGUAACAGGUGUGAUAACAGCUUUGAUCUCUGCUUCGGGCCUCCAGGAAGUGAUAUCGACAUGGCGAACUGUCCUUACGGACGUGUUGCAACAGGAGCCAUCUUUGACAACCAGGACAGCUUCGCGUUUCCUGAAAUCCUCUCUGGAAACAUUCCCAAUCCUAUGUUGGUUAAGGUCCGAGAAUGGGAGAGAGGUAUCAGAGUAAAGGUCGGUGUUUGGGAUGUCGAUCUAGGGCAUGAGCCAAACAGUGUCGACUUCUAUAGCAGGAACUUCGCCAUCCGACCCGACAUCAACUUGGACGAAGCGCCUAUCUUCAGAUACACGCUUACUGGUGAAGGAUAUACAGAAACGAAAAUAGAGAUUCGUGUGUACUGCUCAGAGCAUUUCUUUGGUGGUAACUGCGACGUUUACUGUAAUCCCGGUGAAUUGGGUCACUACAGAUGUAAUGUUUUGUCUGGCGAGAAAGAGUGCUUUCCAGGUUGGGAUGGUCCGAACUGCGAUGUGAACAUAAACGAAUGUGUCUCUCGUCCUUGUAUGAACGGCGGGUCCUGUGUUGACUUGGAGAACGGAUACAGCUGUACAUGUGUGGACGGAGCAGUAGGAACACACUGCGAGCACAAUCCAGACGACUGCAGGGGAAUAGAAUGCCAAAAUGGCGGACAGUGUGUUGAUGGAUAUGCUUCUUUCACCUGCCAAUGCCAACCUGGUUUCACUGGCCUCACGUGUCAAUUGAAUAUUGACGAGUGUGCAUCAUCUCCAUGUAUGAACGGAGCACUGUGUCGAGAUCUAGCAAAUGCCUACUCGUGCUACUGUCUACCCGGAUUCUUUGGCGAGGACUGUCAGCAUGAGUUCAAUGAAUGUGUAGUACUCAAACCCUGCAGGAAUGGAGGAACGUGUCAUGAUAGAGUAGCAUCCUUUGUCUGCGAAUGUAUGGCGGGAUUUGGUGGGGCUGAUUGCUCCGUGAACCUUGAUGAAUGCGCCAGCACCCCAUGUGCAAAUAACGCCAGGUGUAUCGAUUCGGUUGCUGGGUUCAUCUGUCUUUGCAACGAGGGCUUCCUUGGUCUCCUCUGCGAUGAAGAGGUCAACGAAUGUGACAGCAACCCUUGCGUAAAUGGUGGAAGGUGUAAUGACAUGGUAGACUCGUACGAAUGUCAAUGCCUUCCAGGUUACCUCGGAGAGAAUUGUCAGGUGGAAUCUGAUGAGUGUGCUAGCAGCCCUUGCUUGAACGGAGGGGAGUGUAUGAAUAGAGUAAACGAAUUCCGAUGUAGGUGCCCUAAUGGUUUCAGAGGACAAAGGUGUCAGAUCAAUGUUGACGAGUGUGAGAGUUUGCCAUGCUUUAACAACGCCACCUGUAUAGACCAUAUCGAUGGGUUCCUCUGCGAGUGCACACCAGGAUUCACUGGACUAACUUGCAGGGCGAAUACGGAUGAGUGUCUUAGCUCUCCUUGUCAGAAUGGAGGUCGGUGCAUUGAUGGUGUAAAUGGAUUUGUAUGUGAGUGUAGACCAGGCUUCUACGGAGAGAACUGCCGAAGUGACAUCGAUGAAUGCGCAAGUGACCCUUGUAAGAACGGAGCGAUGUGCCGGAAUCUAGUUAAUGGCUACGAGUGCGAAUGUAUGGUAGGGUAUGUAGGUAAGCACUGCACCACAAACAUUGAUGAAUGUGCCAGCAGUCCAUGUGCUAAUAGAGGUUCAUGUAUAGAUCAGAUCAACGGGUAUUUCUGUAAAUGUAGAUCAGGGUUCGGUGGUCGGCACUGCGAGAUCAACGCCAACGAAUGUUCAACGGAGCCUUGCAGGAAUGGAGGUCGAUGUAUUGAUGCUGUCAAUGGAUUCUUCUGUCGUUGUCGACCGGGCUUCCGUGGCCACCGUUGUGAGAUCAACAACAACGAAUGCGCCAGCAACCCAUGUCUGAAUGGAAUGUGUUUGGACGGUCUCAAUCGAUUUAUUUGCCACUGUAUACAGGGCUGGGGAAAGCAUUGUGAGAUUAAUAUCAACGAAUGUGCCUCACGUCCAUGUAGGAACAAAGGAGUCUGCCGUGAUGGUGUCAACGAGUAUCAUUGUGUUUGUCCACCAGGCUACGGAGGAAGGAACUGUCAUAUUAACAUCAAUGAUUGCGCUACUGACCAAUGCCAGAAUGGGGCUACGUGUGAGGAUGGAAUCCAUGGGUUCACCUGUCACUGUGCACCGGGAUUUGAAGGUAUUCUCUGUGAUGUAAACAUUAAUGAAUGUGCAAGCCGCCCCUGUAUUAACAACGCAAGAUGCAUUGAUGAGGUAAACGGCUAUAGAUGUCAGUGCCUGAUCGGGUACCAAGGAGUCCAUUGCGAGGUCAACAUCAAUGAAUGUGCUUCUGAUCCUUGCCGUGGGUUGUCCACUUGUGUUGAUAUGAUCAAUGCUUUCCGAUGCGACUGUAUCGACGGGUACUUCGGUAGCUACUGUGAAAGUGAAGUCAAUGAAUGCAUCAGCAACCCUUGCCUGAACGAUGGGGACUGCGUCAAUCGGCUGAAUGGCUACAGGUGUAGCUGUAAACCAGGAUACGAAGGUCCUCACUGUGAAUUUAACAUCAAUGAAUGUAGCCGCCAAACAUGUCAAAACAAUGGUAGAUGCAUAGAUGGUGUUGGCAAGUUCUUCUGCUACUGUCGUUCUGGAUUCAGGGGGGAACACUGCGAGGAGAACAUCGAUGAAUGUAUUGACCACAAGUGUCAACAUGGCGCCGGCUGCAGAGACGCAUUGAAUGGUUAUUCUUGCCUGUGCACCGAGGGUUUCACAGGAAGCUUUUGCGAAGAUGAUAUUGAUGAGUGCAGUUUGAUACUCCAGCCAUGCCCACCCGAAACACCAUAUUGCAAGAAUCUAGUUGGGACGUAUGAAUGCUCUAACAUAGCUCCUACAACGAUUCCCCCACCAACCACAACUGAAGACCCUUGUGGACCGAUGCCGUGCGAGAAUGGGGCCACCUGUAUGGUUACACUAGAAGGGAAAAGAUGUCUUUGCUCGACUGGCUUCGUUGGAGAAAAUUGUGAGAUUCCAUUUGUCAACAGCAUAAGUGAAGUAACAUUGGAGAAUCACGUCGACCCACUACUACCUGGAAUGGAGGAACGAUUGGCAGAACUUAUCCAUACUGCGACAGGGAAAGAACCCGACAUUAUGGUGGAAGUUGGCAUCAUCAGCGCCAUCAACGGGUCGUCAUCCAUCUCAGGACUGCCUUUCACGACCGUCGCAUUCAACACCAGCCUCUUCAAUUCAAGCUUUAAUGAAGAUACUGUGAAGCUUUUAACGAUAUCACUAUCUAGGGAAGAACAGAACCGAAUUCUGAGCCCUUAUAAAAUCUUCAAUGAUACACCGGUACUAGUUGAAUUCACAAAACCAGACAAGACGUGGUCAGAACGGAACUGGUUUGUCAUCUUCCUUCUCUUCGUCUUAUUAAUAUCAGCAGCAGUGUUCGGCAUUUGGUACCUGGAUAAGCGAUAUCCGGAAUGCGAUGGAGAAAGCAGAGUGGGAAAAUGGAAACGACUUUUAAAGAUCCAGCCGAAAAAGACUCCAGAAAAGAAAUGAACUACAAGAAAGUACCACAGAUAUAACGAACAUUUUCCGGACAUUUUCAUAACUUCAUGAGUUGUUGAGACAUACAUGAUUGUUCGAGCUGCAUUUCAGCAUACGUGGAAAAUGGUUCAUUAUUUGAACAGACAAUCCAUUCCCAGUUUCUAUAAAGUCAAAAUGGCCGAGUUGAAAGAGAGAAUAAUGAAGUGACAUUAUGUGUGAAAUGUAGUGUAACUAGCAAUUUAAUACAACCUAUUGUUAACAUCUAAUUUGUCAAUCUUUCGAUUCUCUCUAAAACAGACCUUAUGUUUCCACUUUGUCCUAUUUUACUAAUUUACGCUUUAAGAAUUUGAAACUGAGUGCAAUACUACAUUUAUAACAAUUUGUAAUGAUAUAAAUCACGAUCAUUAUUUGUUAUGAACAGCAAUGUUUUCAUUUGUUGUUAUUGUUGCUUCUUGUGCAUUGUGAAUACGGUUCAAACUUUAAUCUCGAAGAGAUGAUGAUCUAUUGUGAAUAUCUGUCUAUAUUUUAGGAAACAAGAUAUUUUAAUGCGCAUUUUAUUCUAAAUUGUUAGUUAGGAAGACGUUAAGUAUAACAUUAGGUGGGGGAGGAUGGGGGGGGGGGGGGAGGUGUAUCGAUAGAGAAAAAAAUAUUCUAUCUCAAAGCAUGACUGAAUAGAUAAGAUAAAUGGAAGGUCAUGCGAAAGGUUAGAAUUAAUAUCCAAACGAUAAUAGUUUUAGGUCUAACUGAAAAUAAAAAAUCGUUGAAAUAUCUAUUAAAAAGAAAAAGAUACACGACCCGAUAAAUCGACAUUGUUACAAUGUACUAAUUUGCGUGUGUUAAUAGUUCCAUACCCGCAAAUUAUUUGCUGAAACGCAGCAAAAGUUGCUGAAAAGGCAUACCGAGAAUGCUUCUAAGAAGUAUCACAUGGAGCAUUUCAAUAAAUACAGAUUUAGAACAAAUUAUUUGGUACACUACUCUGGAAUGAAUAAUCUCAAUUCUGAAUAAUGAUCGAAUCUAUCUCCAUGUUUUCUCACUUCCUUCCAAGUCUGAGUAAAUAACACAUUUUGAAAUAUUGUCUUUCCUGUUGCCUUUCUUGCUUGUAUAUAUAAAUGAUGGGUGUGCACGUAUAUUUCAUUAAGAAUUGUCUGUAAAAUGUAUUUGCUUUACUGAACGAAUACGAAAUCGAAAGGCUUUAAAAAAAACAGAUUUCUUCUUAUUGUCCAAUAAUGUUGGAUAUACCUUCAUGUACGUGAAUAAAAACACCAUGUCACGAUUGUUGUAAAUAUUUACUGUACUUUUAUGAAUGUGGUACGUUUAUAAACCCAUUAUGAAUGAUAAUGUCAAAUCGGGACUUUCGUGAAACGUGCAAUAAUGAAACUUCCUUUCCACAUUUACACAAGAAUUUAUCGAGCAUAUUUUUGAAAAAUAUAUUGAUGUGUGUAUAUCUUAGAGCAAUAAAAUUGAUGAAACAUUUGAUAUUUUA